Molecule: messenger RNA, 4258 nt
Organism: Acanthochromis polyacanthus (spiny chromis)
Lineage: Eukaryota; Metazoa; Chordata; Actinopteri; Pomacentridae
Product: protein piccolo-like
Exons: 6
Coding region: 696-1223 (175 amino acids)
Biological process (GO): protein localization to synapse; presynaptic active zone assembly
Cellular component (GO): cytoskeleton of presynaptic active zone; axon; GABA-ergic synapse
Molecular function (GO): structural constituent of presynaptic active zone
Source: RefSeq, a predicted model, not a curated record
UUAUGAUUUUAUUUUUUGGAGUUAUUUAUGAUUUCCUUUGUUUUUGUUAACAAACAACGACCAGCUUUUCUGAAGCUCCUCCACUGAGAUGGCUGUGCAUGCAGUCUGCCACACCCCCUCCACUUCUUUUGUUUUUAUGUCAACAACAUACCGGACCCACAUUGCACCUCAGUAGAUGCUGCACACCGCCCCUUAGUGAUAUGCGGGAGGGGCACAUGUGCACUGCACACUGUGGCUGCAUGUGAUUGACAGUCAAACUGGUUGCCAUGGUGAAGAUAAACCGCUCUCUGAAUCUCCAUCUUGCUCCUCCCUCCUUCCAUCUUGAACUGCGACCCCAUGACCUUUGUUACCUGGCGUUGACCCCCUCCCCCUCGACACCUGACCUGUGAAAACAAACACGUCCAGGCCAAAGAGGCCGCCUCACACUGAGGCACCAGAGACACAGCGUAGUGGGCGUGCUCACCAUUCAGAGAGCCCAGUCCGAUUGGCUGCCCGCCCUGCCGUCGGUCGUGUCGACCAAAGGGAGCAGAACAGACGGCAGACUCUUGACCCUCAGGAAAGCCGUGUCAGAAGAGAGGCCGCAGAGCAUCGGAGCUCGGUCGAGCUACAGAUCCGGCGACGCCCCGGUCACCGCGGCAUCAUUGGACAGCGGCCUGAGUGGCAGCGCCUACAGCCUGCUGGACGAGGAAGGAGAGAUGAACGAGGUGGACAGUGCCAUCUUCCAGGUGCCCCGAUUUGGAAAAAUCCCAAAUGGAACAGACGUGAUGAAAUCAUCAAUGGGACACGGUGACUCCGAAGGUAAGACCCAGGUAAUGGGGGAGAUCAAGAUCGCUCUGAAGAAGGAGAUGAAGACGGAGGGUGAGCACCUGGUCCUCGAGAUUCUUCAGUGUCGCAACAUCACCUACAAGUUCAAGAGUCCAGACCAUCUGCCUGAUCUUUACGUGAAGCUCUAUGUCGUGAACAUUGCCACCCAGAAGAGGAUAAUCAAGAAGAAGACCAGAGUGUGUCGUCACGACCGUGAGCCUUCCUUUAACGAAACCUUCCGCUUCUGUAUGAACCCAACCGGACACUCGCUGCAGCUGUUCCUUGUGUCCAACGGUGGCAAGUUUAUGAAGAAAACUCUAAUUGGGGAGGCCUACGUCUGGCUGGACAAAGUUGACCUACGCAAGCGAGUGGUGAGCUGGCACAAGCUGCUCGCCAGCACCGCCCAGAUCCACUCAUAGGAGGAACUAAAAUAAACCCGAGAGGCAAAGAGGCUUCUACUAUCUAGGGAAACUUUGGUCUAACAUCUGUAACACUGAUCCGCUUCUUGGGGUCGGGGAAGAGGGUGGUUUAGGGAGCGGGAGGGGUCCAAUAUCUCUUUCUUCAACCUUUGUUUCAGGGCUCGGAUAGGUGGAGUUUUUGGAAGAUGCCUUCAGUGGAGUUCUGAUGAUGACUUCUGUAGUGUUUGGAGGGAGUAGUUAUGUGUUUACAGGAAAUGAACACAUGUUUACAGGACGUACAGUGUACAGUAGUGUAGCCGGGGCUGAGGAGAACACAGGUGCUGAGUUCAGAGGUGAAGCGCGGAAUCAACCAGGUAUUACACACUUUAAACCACAAACACACACAUACACGGUUAUUUUCGACAACUUUGCACACAGUCAUUCACACAGAAGAGAAACCUUAAUAGAUACAGGGAAUGGACACACUUGUAGAUUCAAAUUUAUUUAUUUAGAUGUUUUAUCCAUGAAAGAUUCUUUAAAAAUGGGCGCUCCUCAUUGCUUUAUUAUGAACAGCAAGAUUUUAUUGAUUUACAGAGCAUUUUUGGGAAUGAAAUAUUGAAGACUCUGCUACAGAGACCUCUUAUUUAUUUUUGUAUUAUGAUAUUAGCCUAGAGUUCUAUCAUUUGUCUUCUCCUCAAUUAUUUAAGUACCUUAGAAAUCUAUCCUGGGAAGGAAGUAUAUUUUCUAACACACUGCCUAGCAUUCCAGUUCACGUGAAAAGAAAAAAAAGAUAGCAGCAAGCAUGUUUUUGAAUUUAUUAACAAAAACUACUUGUUCCCCACCCUUUCGCCUGAGUUUUAUCAAAUGAACGUUGUUGUUUGAUAAAGAAUCAAUAUUAAUAUAUAUCAAAUUGGACACUAUAUGUUGUGCGCAUGAGUCUAUCUAUUUGGUAUGCAGUGCCACAUGUUCUGCACACACAAAAAAAACACUUCUAAGGUUCACUUUGUAUAUAGUAAAGUGUCAUAGCUGGACAUUAAUUUUAACAUAUAUAAAUAGAUAUAUAUAUAAAUAUCUCUAUCACAGACAAUCGAGUCUUGAUGAUUGUGACUUAGAAAUUUUAUUUACCCAUGAUGCCCCUUAGAUCGUGAGACAUUUACCAUAUGAGAUUUAAGCAUUUCAUGUUUUUCUUUACGAGAUCCCAGCGCAGUCUUAUAAUCAGUCUGUUCAUGAGGGCAGUCAACUCAACAACGCACGCUUUUCUGGUAUUUUGCACUUUUUCUGCUUAGAAUGUAAACCUGUCAUCAUCAUCAUUAUCAUCCUGCUUAAAAGAGAGAUUUUAUUUUCAAGGUGAGGAAAGUAGAGAGGUAAAACAAAGCAGCAUCAGGAGAUGUUGUGGCGAACAAAAGACAAAUGUGCCAGAAUCUAUCCAUGAAAAAGCACUACGACCAUCCUAAGAUACGACGCCGCUAUUGCAGUAGCAUGUUGAUGUUUUGUCCAACCUUUUUAUUUGUCUUGAUAUUACCACUUAUACUUUAAUUUGUCAGUGUUGUCUUCAAAACGCUGUUAUGCUGGUGAGAACCACGUGCUUAUAUGGGGGUCAAGAAACAGUACAAAUGGUUCAUUUAACAUUUUCAGUCAAACUUAGCAGCGAAACUACACUUAAUAUCUGAGUGAUUUCUAUGCAACAUCGACUAUAUAAAAGGCAGUGACUGCAUCUUGACUUGCCCGAAAUGUGACACUUGGUGGGAGAGGAAGCAUUUAUAUUGAUUUUUAAUUUUGCACUGCUGUGUUUUCAUGCCCUCCACGAAAUGGUUACUGCUUUAAUAUUUUUUAUUUUGAUUUAAGGUGUGAUUUUGUAUUGCUCUAUGAAUCUUUAUUUAUUGCCUGUGAGACUGUUUCAUAUGUUGUUUUAUAUUUGUUUACGGUACAUAUCAGGUGUACAGCAAAAAAAAAAAAAAAAAAAGUUGAGAAAUUUUGUUUUUAUACACAAUGUAGUGCUUGUUUACAAUGUUUAGAGGGCCUGAAACUCAGAGAACCAACUUUUUUGCCCUUGUGCACGAACACACACACACGUGUCAAUUCCACGUAGCUACGAAUCAAGUUAACAGAAAAGAACAUUCCUAUUCAAACCAUCUUUUUAUGCACUUCCCCUUUGAAUAGCUUCAUUUUCCAGUACAUCUAUGAGAAAUUACCAAAAAAUGGCAACAUUGUAAUCAGUAGACAUUAUACCUGAACCGAUAGUAGAUUUGAGGUCGGCGUGCGUUUGUUUUUUGUUUUUCUUAAUUUGAUAUCCACAUGCUUCAUAUCAAGUCCAUGCAUGUCAUUGGCUCUGAUGCAUUUCUCUUCUUUUAAGUGUUGUCUGUCUAAAAAUAUCAAGUCUAACAACUCUCGUUAAACACAGUGACUUACACACACUCACACAUACACACAGAUGCCAUCUCUCUAUUUCCAACCUUGUAAAUACAUAGUUUUUUUAUGCGGGGGAUUGGGGAGCAAUAGGUCUUUUAGCAGACAAAAAAAAAGGUGUGUGAUCAUAGAAGUAACAGGAAGUUGUUUUUCUUUUGAUCACUGUACAGUGGAUAGACUGAGAAAGGAGCUUCUGUCUGUCUAUAGGGACCCAGAUUUACCCGACCCUUUACACCAAACAAUAAAAGUUUACCAGAGUCUAACACGAGAAGUCUAUCUUAACAACUCAAGUAGUUGCAGGAGAAUUUAAAUGUGCUCACACUGGAUGUUGCAUGUUUCGUUGGUGGUUCAUACUAUUUUUGUGUCCAGAUAUUAUUAAAGAAAAAACAAGAAUGAGGUAGAGGAAGAUAUAGAACAAAAAUGUUAUAGAGGAGGAAAUUAUGGAGAAUAAAUAUUGAUGAUGUAUGCUGACUGUACAAAGAUUAUGCUUGUAAAACCUGUCUGGUUUUUCACUUGUAAGUAAACAGAAAAAAAAAAUCUACUGUCAUGGUUUUGUGAUUGUAUACAGGAGGUAUUGAUAAAUUAUGCAAAAUGUGCUGUAAAAAUGGCUGUUGCCCCAUGUCUAAAUAUUAAAUAUCAGUACAAAUGAA